AGUAUUAUUUGUAAAGAGUGUCAUCUUUAAAAAAAAAAGAAAAUUUAAUUAAUAUAGUGAUAAUAAUUGAUAAUGAUGAUUGUGACGAUGAUUAAACAUGGUUAAGUAAAUAAUAAUAUACAGUUGUCAAGAUAUUAUUACUUAUUAAAGAAGAAGUACUGUGAUUCGUUGAGAAAGGGUGGAAGAUAAGAUUCUUCUCCCUUCUCUUGAAAUUCUUCUUCUUUGUGUCAACGUCAAAGUCAACGUCAAAGUCAACGUCAACGUUUAUUAAUAAUUUACUAUAAAAUUAUUUAUUAUUGUCAUUUGAUCUAAUUUAUCUGUUAUUAACGAAGAUCGGUUUUAACUGAUUAUGAUGUACAAGAUGAACUACAUAGGGAAAUUUAUUAGUAAUUUUCGCGAUUUUUACAAUGAAAUCAAUGCGGCAACGUUAACUGGUGCAAUUGACGUGGUUGUCGUUGAACAAGCUGACGGAUCUUUCACCUGUUCACCUUUCCAUGUUCGUUUCGGUAAACUCGGUGUAUUACGUUCCAGAGAAAAAGUGGUUGACAUUGAAAUCAAUGGAGAACCAAGACAAAUUCAUAUGAAAUUAGGAGACUCCGGUGAAGCUUUCUUUGUCGAAGAAGUUAGUUCAAAUGGUUCACCAACCGAUACUGAAAUUCCACCGCACUUGGCAUGUUCACCAAUACCAGAUGACAGUUGUUUUCCAUCAGCCAGAUUUAAUCCAUUAUCAGAUCUUCCUCAAGAACAGAGAGACAAGAUACUCAUAGAUUCAGUUUUAUCAAUAGAGAGAGAAAAAUGGGAACAAAUGUCUGCAUUGCCAUCUGAAGAAAGAGAAAAAUUUUUGAUAGAACAAUUUGCCGAUCUACCAGCUGAACACCGUGACAAAUGGCUUCAAAUAGCAUCAUUGACAAUUGAAGAAAGAGAUGAAAUGUUUCGACAAAGCUUUGGUACUAUUUCAACAUUGCAAAAGCAACAAAUGAUACGUGAACAAUAUUCGGCGUUAAAGUUGGAAGAAAAGGAGAGAUUGUUUAAAGAAAAUUUUCCUGAAUUACCUGCUGAACAAAGGCAUAAGUUUGAAAAGGCUUUGUUGAGCGACUGGAAACAGAAAGAUGAUGACAAGUGGGAUGACAAAUCUUCAAAUGUUUUGAAGAACAAUGAAGAAGAAAUUUUUGACAUGGAGGGUAUCAAUGAUGAUGAAGAAUCACAGCCAAUAACAUCAAUUCCUAAAUCAUUCGUUGCAGUAACAUCGGAAGACAAGAUACGUAAGAUCAGUGUCGUUAAAAAUGAUUUCAUACCAAUAUCUAACGACAUUGAGGACAACGAUAAAGCUAAAUCAAAUUAUGAAUCUAAUUCAUGCGUUAUCAAGCAAAGAAUUCGUAAGAUUGGUGUUGUCAGUAAUGAUUUUAUUCCAAUAAUGGAUGAUACACAGAGAAACAAUAAAGAAAAGUCUAGCGAUGAAUCUAAUUCAUCUUCUAAUAAAAAAUUGUCGAGAGAUGAGACUGGUGAAGAAUCCAAAAUUAAUAAUUCGACUAAAAGAAAGAGAAAGAGGAAGAGUAUCAUGAGGAAAAAGGGUUCACAAAGAAAAACAAGUAAUGGUAGCAGUAGUCAAACUGAAAUGAGUGAAACUGAUGUCAAUGCAACUGAAGAAUCUCCUCAUGGUGAAGCUAUAUUGAAAGGACCAAGUCCGGUGAUGGAAGUCGACACGAAGAAAGAUUCACCCAGUAUUGUAACGUCAAGUGAAGAAAUUUUGGAAAAACGUCCAGAAACUGAUUUCCAUUUCUUCAGUGAUACAGAAAUAACUAAGAACCAAGAUUCUAGGCCAUGUUCACCUAUACAAUCAGAUACAGAAUUUGAAAUGCGUAAAAUCACACAAGAGAGUUGUGAACAAGAAGAUGACAAAGCUCAUCAACAAAGUUGGAAAUGGGGAGAAUUGCCAAACUUGCCACCUGAAUCAACUCAUCCUUCUCAUAGAAAUUCGGUUAAUUCUUCAGUUGUAAUUCCCCAAUCUAAUGAUACAGAGGCACAUCGGUCAAUGCUCAGUGGCAUGUUCUCGUUUAUGAAGAAGACCUCACGUGUGAGGCAUAAUCCAGAAUCCGAAGGAAUUUAUCUUAGUGAUUUAAAUGCCGAUGAAUUGGAUCCUGAAGUUGCAGCACUUUAUUUUCCCUCAUCUCAUCGUGGAGCAACUGUGGUAAAAGAUGCAAAAGUAAAUGAUGAAGAAGAUACCGAAUCCGGUAAUGGUCCAAGUAUUCCACAAAGUCCUAACAGCGUUGAAGGAGCCAUUGGUGGUCCUAAAUCAUUGGACAGUGAUUUUGAAGAACCCAAAAAUUCUGUCUUCGAUAGUAACUUUGAAAUUAGUCUUUCAUUGUGUGGUGGUUUGGAUAGCGAGAGUGGUCCAUCGAAGGAAGCUUUCCAUCAAAAUUUACUUCAUUAUGAAGAUAUUUGUACUGAUCCUAAAUUAUACGAUAAUCCUAAUUUGGUGGUUAAAAUUAAUAACAAAUAUUAUAAUUGGGCAACUGCAUGUCCAAUUGUCAUGACCUAUGCUGUCUUUCAAAGACACUUGCCUCAAAAUACUAUUGAAAAUUUGUACGCUCAAUGUAUGCCGUUAUUGAUGCACGUUGAUAAAAAACAAUCGAGUACUGAAAAAGCUGAAGGUCGUAGUGGUUACAGUUCAUGGUUCUCAUGGGGUAGAUCUAACACUCAAGCUAAAAAAUCUCAAGAAAUAAGUCAAGUUGAUGGACCAACUUUGAUUGGUGGAGAAUCUUCUGAACAAGUAAUUGAAUGUAAGGAAGCUAUUGUAAUAAGAGACAUGCCAACUACAGAAAGUAAUAUUGAUCUCAAGACUGAUACGAUCUCAACGAUAAUUUCUGUAAAUAUGGAAACCCAUGAAUUAAGGAAUACACCUACCGAUGAUAGUUUGAUCAUGAAGACUGAAAAACCAUGUGAAAGAGAAGGUGAAGGUUAUAGUGGUAGUGAAGAUUCUGAUAGUAAUCAAAAUGAUUUACAAGGUGUUAAAAUACCAAUUGAAAGAAGAUCCUAUUACGAAUCUACUGAAAAGUAUAGAAAAACUUUGAGAUUGUCAUCUGAACAAAUAGCAAGUUUGAAUUUGAAAGAGGGACCCAACGAGGUAGUGUUCAGUGUUACAACAGCUUAUCAAGGUACCACUCGUUGUAAAUGUCAUAUCUACAGAUGGAGAUGGGAUGAUAAAAUUGUCAUAUCAGACAUCGAUGGUACCAUCACCAAGUCUGAUGUUUUGGGUCACAUUUUACCAAUAGUUGGAAAGGAUUGGGCACAGUCCGGUGUUGCUCAAUUAUUUACUAAGAUUAAGAACAACGGUUAUAAGUUGUUGUAUCUUUCGGCUAGAGCUAUAGGUCAAGCUAAAGUUACCAGGGAAUAUUUGAAGAGUAUCAGACAAGGAGAUUUGUCACUUCCUGAAGGUCCUUUACUUUUAAAUCCUACCAGUUUAAUUUCUGCAUUCCAUCGUGAAGUUAUCGAAAAGAAACCGGAAGAAUUUAAAAUAUCAUGUUUAAGUGAUAUUCAAGCGCUAUUUCCAGAAGGCUCUAAACCAUUCUACGCUGGAUAUGGUAACCGUAUUAAUGAUGUUUGGGCAUAUAGAGCUGUAGGCAUUCCUAUUAUGAGAAUUUUUACCAUAAACCAUAGAGGAGAACUGAAACAUGAAUUGACACAAACAUUCCAAUCCUCAUAUUCAAAUAUGAGUGUCAUAGUUGAUCAUCUAUUCCCAGCAUGGCGUGAAGAAGCUGCAGAUGAAUUCAGCAACUUUGCUUAUUGGAGAGAACCGAUUCCUGAAUUACCUAAACUCGAUGAUCACUUUACGCAAACUCAAACAGUUUAAACAGAUUAAUCUUUUAUUACUGGAGCAAUAAUAAUAUUCGUGCUCAUAAAAAGGAAAGAAACAAACAAACAAACCUAAAACAAACACUAUCGUCAUUUAUUAUAAUUAACUACUACUACUAUUACUAUAUUUGUACCCCUAUACUUAAAUGUAGUGUUCUUGACUGGUGCAAUUCAGUGACAUUAUACAAGAACAAGAUUAUUAUACUCUUCUAAUCGUCUUCUUACAUGUUAAAGAAUCCUAGUAGUAGAGCACAAAAUAUUGAAAAAUAUUCAAUACAUGUGUAUUUAAUCCUUUCGUUAUGAGCACCGGAAUUAAACGGCCUCCACUCGACGACCUGUGUGUACGAAUGCCGGAUCUAAACGGCACCCACUCGACGAUCUAUGUGUACGAGCGCCGGAUCUAAACGGCCUCUACUCAACGACCUGUGUGUACGAGCGCCGGAUCUAGACGGCCUGUGUGUACGAGCGCCGGAUCUAGACGGCCUGUGUGUACGAACGCCGGAUCUAAACGGCACCCACUCGACGAUCUGUGUGUACGAGCGCCGGAUCUAAACGGCCUCCACUCGACGACCUGCGUGUACGAGCGCCGGAUUUAGACGACCUGUGUGUACGAGCGCCGGAUCUAAACGGCUUCCACUCGACGACCUGUGUGUACAAGCGCCGGAAUUAGUCGGCCUCUUCCCAACACCUGUGAAUACAAGCGCCGGAUCUAAACGUUAACUCGGCUGCAUGAUGUCUCAUAUGGUGGCGUUACACCUGCAGAGCAGACUGCCGUAACGAAAGGGUUAAUAUUAAAAAGACAUUAAUAGUAUAUUACAUACCUAGGGUGGUAAAGUAAGGAAUGGCUUAGAGCACAUGUAAUUGUUGUCAGAGGCUAAGCCGAGGUCAACUAUUACAUGUGCUCUAAGGCUUUCUUAUUUAUUGCCCAUGGUGUGUAUACUUUUUCUCUGCUCGACGUAGGCGAAAAGCGGCAACUUUGUUUUGCACAGCAGGAGAAAAGUUGACGCUUUUCUUUUCGGAGGGAAGACAAAAUAUCUCUUUUUAAUAUUAAAUACACAUGUAUUCAAUAUUUUGCAAUAUUUUCUACUCUACUAGGAUAUAUUAUCGUCUUUUUUUGUUGUUUUGUUUUAUUAUUAAUUAAUAUUUAUUACUAAGAAAAUCAUAAUCAUAGUAUAUGUGGCUAUUAUGAUAUGUAAAUUCACCAUUAUUGAUAUUUCGUGCUUCAGUUUUUCAGUUUAUUGACAUUCCAUAGCAAACAAUAGUAAAAAAUGAAAACACCCUAUAUAUAUAUAUAUAUAUUAAUCAAAUACAUUGUUUGAAAUUAUGCAAAUCAUGAAAAUCCUGUUGCACCAGUCAGUGCACAGUAAAACUAUUCGAAGAAAAGUAAUUUUGAUGCUCUUAGUAAAAUCAAAGUAUAAACCUUGCUUUUAUGUAUGCUUGAAAAAAAAAAAAAAACAAAAAACAAAAACAAAAAAUGGA
This is a messenger RNA of Polistes dominula (European paper wasp), 5331 nucleotides long. RefSeq names its product phosphatidate phosphatase LPIN (gene Lpin). Gene Ontology annotation, biological process: positive regulation of transcription by RNA polymerase II; cellular response to insulin stimulus; fatty acid catabolic process. NCBI's taxonomy places the organism in Eukaryota, Metazoa, Arthropoda, Insecta, Hymenoptera, Vespidae. The record is from RefSeq and is a predicted model, not a curated record. Gene Ontology annotation, cellular component: nucleus. Gene Ontology annotation, molecular function: phosphatidate phosphatase activity; transcription coactivator activity.